Molecule: messenger RNA, 4145 nt
Organism: Micromonas commoda
Lineage: Eukaryota; Viridiplantae; Chlorophyta; Mamiellophyceae; Mamiellales; Mamiellaceae
Exons: 1
Coding region: 1-4023 (1340 amino acids)
Biological process (GO): guanosine tetraphosphate metabolic process
Cellular component (GO): chloroplast
Source: RefSeq, a predicted model, not a curated record
AUGGGCGGAUCCUGCGGUGCCGGCGCGUUGCCGUCGAGGCCGUGGACCGCGGCGCCCUCCGAACCGUCUCGAUCGCGGCGUAGGGCGCGGUCGGGGCGCGCACCGCCCGGAUCGGGACGCCGCGGAAGAUCUCGCGCGUCGCCCGUCGCGGUGAGCCCGGGGGAUCUCGCGGACCUCGUGGAGGGCACCGCCGACGCGAUGGGCGAGACGAUGGACGCCGUGAUGACCGCGACGGUCCCCAACGUCACCUCCCACCCGUACACCCUCCACCUCCACACCGACACGCACUUCUUCCCGGGCCUCGCCAACUACGACGCCGUCGGCUUCCACGUCAACGUACUCGCCGUGCUCGCCGCCGCCGGGAUCUUCUUCCCAGUCGCCGGCCUCCUCCUGGUGUCGCAGCUGUGGGAACGCGUGGGCAAGGAGCUCGUGUUCGGCAAGGACCCGGAGGACGAUCCCGACGCCGACGAAGCCAUCGUGCUGUGCGGCGUGGACUGCUCCGCGUACCCGAUAUUCCGCCACCCGAAGAUCGUCCGAGCGGCGCUCUUCGCCGAGCGUUGGCACCACGGCCAGUACCGGCGCAGCGGCGAGCCGUACGUCACCCACUGCGUGGAAGCCGCCAGGAUCCUCGCCGCGCUGCUCCCGCAACGAGCAGCGGAACGGGGCGAGCGUAAGUACGUCGACGCCGUCGCCGCUUGCAUCCUCCACGACGUCGUCGACGACACCGAGUGCGACGUCGAGGACGUGAGAGCGCAGUUUGGCAGUCGGGUUGCGAAGCUGGUGCAGGACGUGAGCACCCUCGGAAAGUUGCCGCAGAUCUUGCGGCGGUACCAGCGAAGGAGCGUGGAGGGGGAGUUGAACCUGCGGGCGGCGGCGGCGGCGCGAGCGGCGGGGGGCGGUGACUCACCGGGCGGUGACUCACCGGGCGGCGGCGACACAGCUGGCGGGCCGGGGCCAAAGGAGGAGGAGGACGUCGCGGAGGCGGCGUACGCCGCGGCGAAGACGGCGGGCCAGAUGCGAAUCGACACGUCGACGACGGAGGACAUCGGCACCAUGGAACUGGAGGAGCUGGCGAAGCUCCGCAAGCUCCUUCUGGUGAUGGUGGACGACCCGAGGGUUUUCCUGAUCAAGAUUGCCGACAGGCUGCACAACAUGCGGACGAUGUACGCGGUCAACUCGGCCAAGUCGAAGUUUGUCGCUAACGAGACGCUCCAGGUGUGGUGCUCCUUCGCGGAGCAGCUCGGGAUGUUCGGCGCCAAGGCCGAGAUGGAGGACCUCUCCUUCGCGGUGGUCAACCCCGACGCGUUCAGGGCGGUGAUCAACGCGAGGGUGGACGAGUGGUACCGGCCGGAUGACGGCAAAUCCUCCAAGAAGGCGAAGACGCGGACAAAGACGGAUCUUUCCGAGGACGACGCGGCGUCGACGGAUCUUUCAUCAGAGGUGGAAUCCGAUGAACCCGCCUCCGACGACGACGACGACGCGAGUACGUCCGAGGCGGCGAGUAAGUCCGCGUUCACGAUGACGUGGGAGCCGCCCACGGGCGCGGACGUCCAGAUGUUCUUCGAGAGGGUUCUCCGGGGUGAAAACGCGGGUACCCCGAGGAGACACAGUCCGCGCGGCGAGAAGGAGAGAGCCAUGGAGGCGGAGAGGCGCGCGAGGCAGGUGCGGCUGGAGGCGAUGGCCGCCGCGAGGGAGGAGGAACGCGAGAAGCGCGCCAAGCCCCUGACGGAGGAGCAGGAGGAGCUCAAGGCUCUGCUCGCGUGCGUGCCCCCGUUUGAUUUGCUUCAGGCUUCGGAGCGGAACUCGAGGACGGCGGCGGCGGCGGCGGCGGCGAUGAUGGCGGCGGACGAGGCGACCGCCGCGACCGCCGCGGAUGGCCGACCAACCGUGGGGGGUGCGUCCCUGGACGCCUCCCUCCGCUCCCUGCGCCAGUGCCAGGCGACGACGAUGCGUUCGUUGCAGCUCGAUUCCCUUGCCCCGGGCCUCCGCGUGGAGAUCACCGGGCGGCUGAAAUCCGCCCACUCCACGCACCUCAAGAUGCGAAGGAAGAAUAUCGACUUCGGCCAGGUGUGCGACGCCAGGGCGCUCCGCAUCGUCAUCGGCGAGCCCGGCGAGGCGCCCGGCACCAAGGACGAGGUGGAGGCGUGCUACGCCGUCGUCAACGCGAUCCACAAGCUCUACCGAGCCGUCCCCGGCGAGUACGACGAUUACGUCGCGAACAAGAAGCGAAGCGGGUACCAGUCCCUCCACACCGCCGUCACCGGUCCGGACGGCGCCCUCCUCGAGUUUCAGGUCCGUACCAGGGCCAUGCACGAGGCUGCGGAGUUUGGCGACGCCGCGCAUUGGCUCUACAAGGAUUUCAUCAACGCCGUCAAGCGGCGGCCCAAUGACGAAUCGGCGAUCGGCGGCGACGGCGGGGGCGGCGGUCCCGAGGACGUCGACGUCGUCGCCGCGGGGGUCGCGCGCGCGCGGGCGUCGCCGACGGCGGAGACCAACGUCGAUCGAUCGUACGUCGGCCAGCCGGUGCAGAUCGUCUGGGACGUCGGAACCUCGGGCGGCGGCGGGCGGCUCAGCGCCGGGGUGGUGUGCUUCGCGGAGGGGUCCCGGAUCCACGUCGUCGAACCGAGGCGCGGCGACGUCCUGGCGCCCGGCGUCGGGUCCACGGGUCUGGCGGAGACGGCGGAGUGGGUCGCCAUGGGCCUGCACAGGGACGCGCUGGACCGAGCGGUUCGCGCGAACCGCGUCGAGCCGAGGCAAAACGGACCGGGAUACCUCGUCCUGGAGUUUGCGCUCUGCUCCGACGGCCGCUGGCACAAGGUGGACGCCUUCGACCGCAAGCUGGCGACGACGGCGGAGUUGCUGGACGAGGAGGCGCUCGUGACGGCGCUGAGAGCGGCGCGCGCCGCGGAGGUUGAGGCGGCGGCGUCGAUGGGUGACUGCGCCGGGGACGACGUGGAGUGUAACGAGAUGGCCGUCGCCCUCGAGGCGGAGGAGGUGAUCGCGGCGUUCGACCAGAAGGCUGAGGAGGCGGCGGCGGCGGCGGCGGCUGGGGAGACACUCGAGCGGGGGUCCUUCUUCGCCUCCUCAGCCGGGGGCGAGGCGGAGGCGUCGGGCGGCGAAGAAGGACCUGCAACGCCUGCGGCCGUGUUGCAGACCUCGCCGGACGACGAGAUGGCGGCCGCGAGGGUUCGCGCCAUGCAGGCCGUGCUCAAGGCGUACCUGUCCGACUCCCCGCAGCUCGUCGACGCCCCCUUCCCCGACGGCUUCGACUCGCUCGACGACGACGACGACGACGACGACACGGCUGGCGACGACGACUACGACGACGACGGUUCGGGUUUUCGAUACGAACCGUCGCUCGUCGUGGACCCCCGCGAUACGACCGGGCGUCUGGAUACGGACCGUCGCGUCCCCGUCUCGGAUCGAUUCCGCGCGGGUUUGGGUUUAGGCGGCGGCGGCUCGGCCGUCAUGGAGAAGGUGCCCCCCAAGCAGCGGCGGUGGAGCGCCAACUUGACCGUCGAGGAGGCUCUGGCGCAGGCUCGCGAGGAUCUGCGAGAAUCGGCGGAGCGAGCCGCCGAGGCUGCAAAGGCGGAGCGAAGGCGGGCGAGACGCGCGCGCAAGGAGGCGGAGUGGCAGUCCGGCGAGGUGGAGAGCCCCAUCUUCGCGAUCGCGCAGGCUGGCGUCGCGAAGGAGGUGGAGGAGGCGGCUCCGAGGGCGCGGGCCGGGCCGAUGUUCAAGGCUAAGGACGCGGCGGAGCUGCAGGCGGCGAUGCGAAAAACCCGGGGCACAUUCGGCGAGUUAUCCGCGCCGUCCAUCUCCGUCAACGAGGAGAGCGUCAUGGUCAUCACGUGGAGGCGGGAGGACGAGGCUGGACCGUUACAACCCGAGCUGGUCAAGCUGCCCAAGGGCUCGACGGCCAAGCAGCUCACGGACGGAGAAGGCGACGACCCGGUGAACGUCAACGGCGAACCCGUUAAACCGGACACGUCGCUCAAGAACGGCGACAUGCUCUUCCUGGAGUGACGACGAGCGGUCGCGGAACUCGAUUUUUUCCACCCCGGCGUGACAUCACGGCCCGGGGGUGUAGCAUACGACCACCGGUUAAGGAAGUCACCGUAACAUCUUAAGAUCUUAAGUGUUACCCG